GCAGUACGCAACAAAUACUCUCACGCGCAACAUGUGACUAACGGAUUAGAUUUCAUCCAAAGUAUUUUUUCGAAUUGAUACAUUUUACAUAAAAGAAAGACAAAUCACCUUUAAUUAAAAACCAGACAGCUUUCAUUCCAACAUGUCAGCCAAGUUAAUUCUUUUUUUACUACUGUUGCACCGUGUACCUUCGAACGGUGUACGACUAUCAAUAAUGGAGGAACAAGACUAUCCUAAUUUAACAAAUAUUGGGCAGUAUUUGGGAGACGAAUGGAAGGAAAAUGAAGUAUAUAGAACUUUACAAUAUAGUUUAAAAAAGGGCUUCCCUUACGAGUUUGACAUAGAGCCUACCGAAUUAUUCAAGGUUGGCAAUAGUAGUGGAAUACUGUCAACUGCAAAAGCUAUAGACAGGGAAAAGCUUUGCCCUAAUCUCGUCAAAUGUAUAGUUAAUUUAGACGUACACAUAACGCCCCUUCAACGCUUUACUAAGGUUUCAUUAGAAAUACAAAUUGACGACCAAAAUGACAAUGCACCGACUUUUGCAAGGAAUCCUAUUCGCAAAUCUGUGCCAGAAGACAGUAAAUCCAGGAUUAAACUUGAUCUCGCAAUAGAUGAAGAUAGUCCUGAUUUCGGGGUACAAAAAUACUCAGUUGUCAAUUUACCGUCCAGCUAUAAAUUUGUCCAAGAAAAUGUUAAUGAAAUCUACUUGGAAAUUGUCCAAGAUUUAGACAGAGAAAAGCAGAAUUCUUACUCAUUUAAACUCAGAGCCGAAGAUACACAGGGGAAUAUCGGAGAAACGGAAGUGAAAAUUGAAGUAACGGAUGUAAACGACAAUAGCCCAACAUGUACACAGGCUGAAUUUAAGACCUCAAUACUUGAAAAUAGCCGAACUGGAACUAGAGUACUUACUAUAUCCGCUACGGAUAAGGACGAGGGAAAUAACGGAAAAAUAAGCUAUUCGUUCGCAGCUCAUUCUAACAAUCAGCAAUACUUUACGAUCGAUAAAAGCUCAGGCGAUAUUCGAAUUGGUUCCGAAGAAUUAGACUAUGAGAGUUUACAUCCCAAACAAAUACUUUUGGACGUUAUAGUAACAGACGAAGGCAAUGUUAAGUACGAGGGCCAUUGUAAAGCUAUUAUCGAUGUUCUAGACAUUAAUGAUAACGAGCCAGCAGUUAACGUUAAUCUUCUCAACGGAAGAAAUGUAAGAAUUAGAGAAAAUUCGGAAACUGACAGAAACAUAGUACUGCUAUUAAUCUCUGAUAAGGAUAGUGGAGAGAAUGGUAAAUUCAAAUGUGAAGUGGCGAGCAACGCUGAUCAGUUUUAUUUGGAGACCGUAGGAGAAAACGAGGCAAUGUACUUAAAGAAUUCUGUCUCCUUCGAUAGGGAAAUUCGACCAAAGGAGGAAGUUGUUGUCAUUUGUCGAGACAAAGCAGAAGAGAAUAGACUAUCAUCUACGACUGUGAUUGAGGUGCAAAUCGACGAUGUUAACGAUCAAGAGCCGACCUUUGAAAAUGAUAUAUAUGUUGCAAAGAUAACGGAAAAUAAUAGGCCUGAUACGUAUGUAACAGUUUUAAAAGCCAAUGAUAAGGAUAGCGGAGAGAAUGGUAGAAUUCACUAUGAAAUUAUUGAAGAAGAAGUUGGAUAUGAGAACUAUUUCUAUAUUCAAAUUAAUAACGGAUUUGCAGAUAUAUGGGCAAGUAGACGAUUGAACUACGAAGAGAAAAGAGAGUUUGAACUAUUGAUUCUUGCAGUAGAUCACGGUGAACCGAGACUAAACUCUACAACGAAACUGAAAAUAAUCGUCUCAGAUGAACCGGAUCCCCAUCCUGUAUUUCCCACUGUAUACGAGUUUAACGUUACGGAAGGUAGAAUGAAAGGUGACUACGCUGGUAGAGUAAAGGCCAUGGACUCGGAAAAUGAUGAAAGGGCAAGAUUAGAAGGGGAACCUUUCGAAUAUUCUUUCAAUUACAAUCGAUAUUUUACAAUCGAUAGUUCAACUGGUGAAAUUGAAACAAAUAUAGAAUUAGAUAGAGAACAAUUUGAUAAGCAUGUGCUAACCGUUACGGCAACAUCAAAAUACGGAAAUUAUGAUUCAGCAACAGUCGAUGUUAUCAUUAACGUCCGAGACGCUAACGAUAACAAGCCAAACUUUAUUUUCCCAACGCUAAACAACUACACUUUAUUCGUCUCAAGGAAUCAAGAAAUUGAAACUUUCUUUGGUACUAUUCUUGCAGAAGAUAAAGAUAAAGAUGAAAAUGGACGACUUCAAUACCAUAUUACUUCCGGAGAUAGUGAAAACUAUUUUAGAAUUGACGAACGGAGUGGCAAGAUCAAAUUGAUACGUUCACUGAAAGACGCCUCAAAUAACAUUGAAUUUAAAUUGGAAAUCUUUGUCAGAGAUAAUGGAACACCACCGCUGCAUGCUACAGAGAUAUUGGUAAUUCGGCUAAAUACAACUUCUAGCCAAUCAAGUGGUUCUUCCUCUGUAUUCGAAGACGAAAACGUCAUCAUAAUAAUAGCCGUUUGCGCAGGCAUAUCAUUAGUUUUCAUCGUAAUUAUCGUAACCAUGUUAAUCAUCCGGAAACGCCAAUCGCGAGAGAAAAAGGGUAGAUUAUAUAACUGUCGCACGGAAGAGGCUCGAACACAGCCGAAAAGCGAAUUAGACGUUUUAGAAGAGGUGCCAAAUACGACUGUACAAGUUGUUGAUUUCCAAAAGCGUCCACCACUUAAAAAAGAGGUAACCUUUGAACUGGAUAAUUCAAGUGUUGUCUCAAAUUGGGAUGGAGAUGUCAAGCCCCCACGAUACGUCUGUAAAAACGGUCCGAUAUUACCUAAAACGUCGACACCCGUGACGUCGCCUAAUAAUUUAUGGUACGGCCGAGAGCACGACUCUCACAGCGACCAAUCGGAUCUUUCAAAUAAUUCAAAUACGGAUAGUGGUAAGGGACCAAGCGAGGAAGGAUUCCCAUCUUUGGUUCGACUAUCUGACGCCAAAGCUAAUUUAUUAAAAAAUCCAAAGAAGAGCUCUCUUAAACCACCCGGUAAAUUCGAACAAAUCUCUAAUAGAUAUGGCUCCAAUUCGCCACUUCAAUUUGACGACGGACUACUCUCUAAUCGACAACCGCAACAAGGUAAAUUGACAACGAGAUUCGCGCCACUCAAGGGGGAGAAUCAGAGUAAAUGGAAGAGGGGCUCCAUGUCUUCCGAUCAGUGGGACGGUGAAAGCACAGCAACAUCCGGUAGCUAUGAUAUCGACCAACACUCAGUGCAUUUACACCACCAUGACGAUGACAUUAUCGUAUGACAUUAUUCUUUUUUGGCCAGUACUGAUUUAUGAGGGACAAAUGAAUGAACUUUUAGGCAACUCUAAUUAAUCUGCUAUAUUCUGCAAAUUUCUUUUAAAUUAACUACUGUAAAUGAAUUGUAAAAAGCAUAACUUUUAUAAACUAAAAUUGACGAAUGCCUAAAA
Messenger RNA from Dimorphilus gyrociliatus, 3469 nucleotides. The record is from the annotation of a GenBank genome assembly. Lineage: Eukaryota; Metazoa; Annelida; Polychaeta; Dinophilidae.